Molecule: messenger RNA, 1765 nt
Organism: Pogonomyrmex barbatus (red harvester ant)
Lineage: Eukaryota; Metazoa; Arthropoda; Insecta; Hymenoptera; Formicidae
Gene: ETHR
Product: ecdysis triggering hormone receptor
Biological process (GO): G protein-coupled receptor signaling pathway
Cellular component (GO): plasma membrane
Molecular function (GO): G protein-coupled receptor activity
Source: RefSeq, a predicted model, not a curated record
CGAACCCUCCGAGUGAAGAUAUGAUAACGUAAACCUGUCAAGUGUACGAAGAUACAUGAGAAGGGGAUUCACGAAAUGAAUGUAAAAGGUCUCUGAAAGAAAGAAAGAAGAACGAACGAAAAAACUGAAGAUAACGCGCAGACUUUUUGACUUCGUGGCUUUUGAAAAACAUGUUGACAACGAUGUCUACCGUCGCGUUCGAAUUGAAUUCGUCUUAUUACACGACGGCGAUAGGCAACAGCGCGCUCGAUGGAUUCUCAGUAAUCGAGCCGGAGAACGCUACUUCCGCGCUGUACAUACUGCCUGCCUACAUCCGAACAACUUCGAUGGUAGCCUGCAUUAUUGUUAUGAUUCUCGGCAUUGUUGGCAAUCUCAUGGUGCCGUUAGUCGUGCUGCGGGGUAAGGACAUGAGGAACAGCACGAAUAUCUUCCUGGUGAAUCUUAGCGUGGCCGACCUCUGCGUGCUCGUGAUCUGUACGCCUUCCGUCUUAAUUGAAGUUAAUUCGGGUCCACAAGUUUGGCUACUCGGCGAACACAUGUGCAAGGCUGUCCCGUUCGUGGAAUUAACUGUUGCUCACGCUUCGGUUCUCACAAUUUUAGCAAUCAGUUUCGAACGCUAUUACGCUAUCUGCGAGCCUCUGAGGGCGGGAUAUGUGUGCACAAAGGCAAGGGCAACCUUUCUUUGUUUCUUGGCGUGGGUGGCAGCAGCGAUUUGUACAAGUCCUAUAUUGCUUAUGGUAACCUACGAGUUGGAAGAGAACGUCGACGGUACGUACAUUCCCACUUGCACGACGCCGGCCUCGACGACCUGGAUGACGGGCUUCAUCGUAACGACGAUCCUCGUGUUCUUCGUGAUCCCUCUGUUGAUCCUAAUCGUUUUGUACACGGUGAUCGCCAGACACUUGAUGGCGAACCCGGCGAUAAGUCGCGGGCCGGCGAACAAUCUGCUCAAGUAUCGCAAGCAGGUGGUCAUGAUGCUGGCCACGGUGGUGCUGUGUUUCUUCCUGUGCUUGCUGCCGUUUAAGGCCCUCACCCUCUGGAUCAUCAUCGUACCACCCAAAAUGGUCGUUUCACUCGGCGUGGAGGGCUAUUACAGCCUCCUGUAUUUCUGCAGAAUGAUGCUGUAUCUGAACUCGGCGAUCAAUCCCAUCCUCUACAAUUUGAUGUCGACCAAAUUCAGAGAUGGUUUUCUCAAGUUGUGCGGUCUCGGGCCUGCCAAGAGAAAGAAAAAGAAAACGUCGGAGCGUACCGGCACGACCGGCUCGACCAAUUGCAGCAGCAGCCACUCGGACUUCUGGCGAAGACACAGCAGCAACAGGAGUUGCAACGUGAAGGGAUCAGAAAUUCGUUAUUCCGCCGAUGGAAUGAGCGAUAAAGUCCAACGACAGAAGCAAGAUAUUGUUAAAAGUCGGCAUAAAAGUGAAAACAAAAGUGCAAAUUUUGUACAUAAAUCAGUAUUUAAUUAAAUUUUAUCCGGUGCGCCUUGUUAUUGAACGCGGUAUGUAUUAUGGUAGGUAUUUUCUACGAUGCUGGCAUCCGAGAAGAAAUACUUUUUAACGAGAACAUAGGGAUAUAGAUGCGAAGUAGAAUUCCUUUUUAAAGCUAUCGCAUAGUAAUGCAAAAUAGCAGAUCUUAGAAAGAUAUUUAGAAAGUUAAGAAGCUUCUGUGCAAUUGUUAUAGAAAUGCUCACAUAUAAAACGUUAUAAGAAUUUUUGCUCCUUAACGUCAGGUACGCCUUUCUAAUAAAAUAAAUCUGACCUAAAUA